AUGUGUCAAUAUUCGAUUGAUGAUUAUGAUCCUCUUCAAUCAUCAUUGAAUGAAAUCAUUUAUCAAUUUUAUUCGCACCAAUAUGAACCGACUACAUUUACAUGUUACGUCCAUUUACAAUGUGAUCGUGGUCCAACUCCGUCCUGUCUCGACUGGAGUGAAAUUUGUGAUGGAAAAAUCGAUUGCAUGAAUGGAGGACGUGAUGAAGAAUACUGCUGGCAACUUGAAAUCAAUGAUUGUGAAAAUAAUGAAUAUCGAUGUAAUAAUGGACAAUGUAUACCCUAUGAAUUCUUUCGUGAUGAUUCUCUUGUUCCUGAUUGUCUUGAUGGAUCCGAUGAAGUUUCAAUAUUUGAUGAUAAACGUGCCGACUGCCAUAAAAGCGAACCAACAUUUGCAUGCGAAGAUGUUAAUGACAACCAUACAACAUGCAUUGUUUCUGAACAUCUAUGUGACCGUUUGGACAACUGCGCAUAUGGAGAUGAUGAACAAGUAUGCGACAAGAGUCGAAACUUUACAAGUGAUGGAAGUGUUUGUUUAGAUGAUUUUGCCGAGAUGAGGUCUGAUGUCGAAAAGUUUCUUUGUGGACGACUAAAAGAUACAGCUAAACAACAGAUUGUGCAUUUUUCACUCGACAGUGAUCGAAAAUGGACUAUUAACACAAGAAAAUCAAAUGAAAAAAAGAUUCAUUCACAUUCAUUUAGGCGUCAAAUUAUUCAACGUUGCCAUCGUGGUUUUGAUUUACGAGUCUGGUUAGACAAACAAAAGAACAUCACAACAACAACAUGUCUUUGUUCACCAAGUUUCUAUGGUGACAUGUGCCAAUACCAAAAUCAACGUGUAAGUCUCACUGUGCAAUACCGAGCUUUAUCUGAUGCGUGGCGGACACCAUUUGUUCUUGUUGUCAUGCUUAUUAACGAUAGCGAUGAACGAACUAUACAUUCUUAUGAACAGUUCACUUAUCUACCAAUGCGAGAUUGUCAAAUCAAAUUCAAUUCUUAUUUGCUCUAUGCAACACGGCCAAAAAACCAUUCAAAAAACUAUUCGGUACAUAUCGAUAUCUAUGAAAAGUUCUCGUUAGCUUAUCGUGGAAGUUGGCUAUUGCCAUUGAAAUUUCCAUUUUUGUCCGUGCAUCGUCUUGCUGUUCAAUUAGAUAUACCACACAGUCUUGACAGUAUCAAAAGUUGUUCAGAUCGACAGCGUAUCUAUGGGCAUUGUGUUAGGUAUUCGAAUAAUCAGGAUGGCUCUACUUUUUGUCAAUGCAAUCGAGGUUGGUCUGGACGAUACUGUACAAUUCCACACACUUGUACGUGUUCUUUUGAUUCUCUAUGUGUUGGUAUAUUAGUUAAUAAUCGAUCUUUGUGUGUUUGUCCGAUUAAUCGAUUCGGUCCUCGAUGUUUGCUCGACAAUACAUUGUGUGAACUUGAUCAAAAUACGACAUGUCUCAAUGGUGGGCAAUGCAUUCCAAUUGAUGAACAUAUUGUAUCUGAAAAAAAAUUCACAUGUAUCUGCUUGAAAGGUUUUUCUGGAGAUAGAUGUGAAAUAGCUGAUAGUAAAAUCAUCGUUUCAUUUCACAAAAAUAUUCCUCUUUCACAAGCAAUGCUUAUACAUUUUAUUCGAGUGAUCGAUAAUGCGCCACCUGAACGUGCGACUACUUUCAAAACAAUUCCUGUUCAUCAGAACUCAAUUAUUAUUUAUUGGUCACGCCCAUUUCAUCUUGUCUUUGUCGAACUCUUUAACAAAAGUUACUAUUUAGCUGUUAUUCAAAGAAUAUUCUAUCCAUCAACAACAAUUGUCAGAAAAAUCAAUUCAUCGAAUCGUUGUGAACACAUAAACGGACUGUCUAAUGAAACAAUCAUCAAAUUACAUCUUCUUCGUCGUAUCAAAUAUUAUCAUGUUCCAUGUCAACGACAUUCACCAAAGUUAUCUUGUUUUUAUGAUGAUAUUCAUCUUUGUUUAUGCAAUAAUCAUGGUUCACAUCGUGUGGCUAACUGUUUUGAAUUUGAUCAUCAUAUGAAAAGUGAUUGUCUUGGUCGCAGUGGUUGUGAAAAUGGAGCUCAGUGCUUUCAAGAUAGUUUAACUUGUGCACAAACAUCGAUUUGUGUGUGCCCAGCUUGUUUCUAUGGAGUACGAUGUCAAUUUAGUACCAGUGGCUUUGGUCUUUCACUCGAUACCAUUUUGGGUUAUCACAUUAUACCACAUCGCAGCAUCCUACAUCAGUCAUAUGCUGUACAAAUCAGUGCAGUUUUGACUGUUAUCAUGGUUAUAGUAGGACUGAUCAAUGGUGUUCUCACUUUGAUCACUUUUCAAAGUAAGAAAUUACGUGCAGUCGGUUGUGGUUCGUAUUUGAUAGGAUCAUCGAUCACUACUCUACUGACAAUGACUCUGUUUGGUAUCAAAUUUUGGAUACUUGUGAGUUCACAAAUGGCACUGACAAUCAAUCGAUUCUUCUUAUAUAUACAAUGUCUAUUGAUCGACUUUCUUCUGCGCAUUUGUCUCAGUAUGGAUCAAUGGUUAAAUGCAUGUGUGGCUGCCGAGCGCGCAACAACUGCUUUAAGCAAAGUUAAAUUUGACAAGAAAAAGAGCAAGAAAGUAGCUAAAUAUGUGAUUAUUACUCUUCUUGUUUUGACAAUAAGUACAGCUAUUCAUGAUCCUAUUCACCGACGCCUUUUUGACGAUGAGGAUGGUGAAGUCAAACGGAUAUGGUGUAUUGUGACUUACAAGUCCAGCUUUCAACUCUUCAAUUCGGUUAGUUAUCUCUUUCACUUUUCUAUUCCACUUUUCAUCAAUCUAAUCUCGGCUCUAAUCAUCUUGAGAUCAAAUGCUAGACAAAGAGCUAUCGUUCAACCUCAUCAUACUUAUCAACAGCUGUUGCGUCUACAAUUUCAACAACACAGUCGUCUGAUUAUAGCUCCGUUUGUCUUGGUCAUUCUUGCUGUUCCACGUGUGAUUCUUUCUUUUGUUUCUGGUUGUAUGAAAUCAGCUCAUGAUUCAUGGUUAUUCCUUAUCGGAUAUUUUGUUUCAUUCAUCCCACCGAUGGUCACACUUUUAGUUUUCAUUUUACCGUCAAAAUUAUAUAAAGAAGAGUUUUGCAAGAUUAUCAAGCGUUACUGGAGGAUGAUAUAAAUGUGUUCUAUAUCUCGUUAU
Molecule: messenger RNA, 3144 nt
Organism: Rotaria sp. Silwood1
Lineage: Eukaryota; Metazoa; Rotifera; Eurotatoria; Philodinida; Philodinidae
Source: the annotation of a GenBank genome assembly